Molecule: messenger RNA, 3824 nt
Organism: Capsaspora owczarzaki ATCC 30864
Lineage: Eukaryota; Filasterea; Ministeriida; Capsasporidae
Product: ATPase type 13A
Exons: 21
Coding region: 17-3766 (1249 amino acids)
Biological process (GO): intracellular calcium ion homeostasis
Cellular component (GO): endoplasmic reticulum membrane
Molecular function (GO): P-type ion transporter activity; ATP binding; ATP hydrolysis activity
Source: RefSeq, a predicted model, not a curated record
UUUCCCGAUUGCUGCUAUGCCCUUGCCUGGCGUUGCGCGCGCCGAUCUGGCUGGCGUUUCGCUGCAUGUGCGCAAGCGCUCGCCGUGGCUGUACGGCUACGUCUGGCCAUUCGCGGUGCUGUACCUGGCCUGGUUUCUGGUCGUCUUUGUGCACUUUGAGGCCUGGCGCGCCAUCGAUCUGGAGGGCGCGGACGCUGCCGAGGCUGCCGCUGCAGACGCUCGCCUGCCUGCUGACGAGUACCUGGGCGACGUGCUCAACGCCACCGCCGCGGGCGUCUCGGGCGGCUCGUCCGAUGCGCUGCUUGCCACGAGCGAUGAACCGCCCCGCGUUCGAUCGACCGAGGAGCUCGCACUCGAGUACGGCCUGCUCGCGCUGUUCGGGCUCGUGUUUGCCAACAUUCUCACCGUGCUCGCAUGCGAGUGGUCUGUCGAUGUCAAAAUCCGCAUGACCUGCAGUCCUGCAUCCGACAUUUACUCUGCGACUCUUGUCAAGGCCACUCCGCUGCCAAACUCUGGCGCCGCUGAACUCGUUCCUCUUCUGUUCAAACAGUCAUUGAGCAGCGCAACUGCCCGACCGGAUGUCAUGUUCGUCUUUCAAAAGACACAGUUUGUCUACGACGCCGAGAAAAACCAGUUUGGCACAGUGGACCUGCCCAUCGGCCGCCCGCUGUCUUUCUACCGCGCCGCGCGAGGUCUCAGCGACGAGACGGAAGUGGAGCGCACAGAGCGCAAAUACGGCCCCAACAAGUUUGACAUCCCGAUCCCGCCAUUUAGCCAGCUGUUCAAAGAGCACGCCACAGCCCCGUUCUUUGUCUUCCAAGUCUUCUGCGUGCUGCUGUGGUGCUUGGACGAGUACUGGUACUACAGCGUCUUCACCUUGGUGAUGCUGGUCGUUUUCGAGGCGACCGUUGUGCAGCAGCGCCUGCGAAACUUGCGCGAGCUGCGACAAAUGCGACUCAAGCGCUACCAGAUCUACGUCUUCCGCGAUCGCAAAUGGCGUCAAAUUCCUUCCGACCGAAUCCUCCCGGGCGAUCUCUGCUCGUUCACUCGCCACCAAGACGACACUGCCAUGCCGUGCGAUGCUCUUCUUCUCAGUGGCACUUGCAUUGUCAAUGAGGCCAUGCUUACUGGCGAGUCUGUUCCCCAAAUGAAGGAACCGGUUCACCCCACGGCCGAAGACCUGUUGGAUAUUGAGCGUGGAAGCAAGGUGUCCUUGGUGUUUGGCGGCACCAAGAUUGUUCAGCAUGCCGCUGCCGAGGAACGGACGGAGGACAAGUAUCAUGCACCCGAUGGUGGUUGCGUUGGCUACGCCUUGCGAACUGGAUUCAACACCUCGCAGGGCAAGCUGGUCCGCACCAUCCUGUUCAGCACCGAGCGCGUGACGGCCAAUACUCUUGAAAGCUUCAUGUUUAUCCUGUUCCUGCUGAUUUUCGCGAUUGCUGCCUCUGUCUACGUCUGGAUUUAUGGCGCCGAAUCCAACCCGGACCGCAGCACGUACAAGCUCCUGCUCGAAUGCAUCUUGAUCAUCACCUCGGUGGUUCCUCCCGAGCUGCCGAUGGAGCUUUCACUCGCCGUGAACUCGUCCCUGAUCGCGCUUGCCAAGUUUGCAAUCUUUUGCACCGAGCCCUUCCGCAUCCCCCUGGCCGGCAAGGUCGAUAUCUGCUGCUUUGACAAGACUGGCACAUUGACCAGCAACGACCUGAUUGUCGAGGGCGUCGCGGGUAUUUCUGCGACAAAUCCCGAAGAAAUCCUGGCCGUCGGCGACAGCCCCGACCACACCACGCAUGUGUUGGUCACCUGCCAUUCUCUGAUGCACGUGGAUGACGGCUUGGUUGGCGACCCGAUGGAGCGCGCUACUCUGCUUGCUGCAAACUGGAAUUUGACCAAAGGUGACGUUGCCAUUCCGAAAAAGAGCAACAAGCGGCAAACACUCAAAAUUUUGCAACGACACCACUUCUCGAGUGCGCUCAAGCGCAUGUCUGCCGUUUGCUCGUUGGACUUGGAGGGCCAGCUGUCUGUUGUGGUGACGGUGAAGGGUGCUCCGGAAAUGAUUGCAGGGAUGCUCGAGCAGGUGCCCGACUUUUACGAAGAGACGCACAAGGCGUUUGCGCGCCGCGGUGCUCGUGUGCUGGCUCUCGCGUACAAGAAGCUUCGUGAUGUUUCCCAGCAUGCGGCCAAAGAUAUUCCGCGCGAGCAAUUGGAAUGUGGCUUGACCUUUGCUGGGUUUUUGAUUCUGCGUUGCCCGCUCAAGCCCGAUUCGCAGGCGGCGCUCAAGAUGAUUGCUGACGCGUCUCAUUUGAUGGUGAUGAUUACGGGCGACAAUCCGCUGACUGCCUGCCAUGUGGCUCGCGAUGUACACAUUGCAAGCAAGCCGUUGUUGAUCCUUGGUGGCGGCGACGCAGAUUUGCAUGCCGAAGCUGGAGAGUGCACCUGGCAAUCGGUCGACGAAAAAGAAGGCUUCCCUCUGGCGCAGUUGCUGCCCGGCAAUUCGGAUCGUGCUCGAAUCCUCGCCAAGUACGACCUUUGCGUUACCGGCAGCGGCCUGAAGCAUGUGUUGACCAGCGAUCCUCGAGUUUUCAACGGCAUGCUCCCAUUCAUUCACGUGUUUGCUCGUGUCACACCUGAUCAGAAGGAGGCGAUUGUCGUCGCCAUGAAAAACGCUGGCUAUGUGACUCUGAUGUGCGGAGACGGUACGAACGACGUCGGUGCCCUCAAGCAAGCGCAGGUUGGUAUCGCGUUGCUCGAUGGAACUCCCGAAAGCCUGGCAAAAGAGCGCGAACGCCUUCGAGCUCUGGCACGUGAGCGCGCGCGCAAGAUGGCCGAGGACAUGGCUGCCCGCUGGGGCGCCGCGCGUCCCCGAGCAACCCUCCCCAACGGCACUGCGGCACCCGAGCUGACUCCGCGACAGCAACAGCAGCAACAGCAAAUGGCGAACGCCUCCAAAGCCAUGUCGGACAUGAUGCCAGACAUGGAGGACGCCGAAGUGCCGCUGGUCAAGCUCGGCGAUGCGUCGAUUGCCUCCCCGUUCACCUCCAAGCUGAACUCGGUGAUGGCUGUUUGCCACAUUAUUCGUCAGGGUCGCUGCACCCUUGUGACCACGCUCCAAAUGUUCCGCAUUCUUGCCCUCAACUGCCUGAUCUCUGCCUACAGUCUCAGUGUCCUCUAUCUCGACGGCGUUCGGCUCGGCGACGUGCAGGCGACUGCGCAAGGCAUGCUCCUCGCUGGCUGCUUCCUCUUCAUUUCCCGCUCCCAGCCCGCCGAGAAGCUCUCAAAGCAGCGCCCACUCCCCAAUAUCUUCAACCCCUACAUGCUCCUCACCGUGCUCUGCCAGUUUGCCGUGCAUUUGGCAUGCCUGAUGUUUGUAGUCUACGAGGCCAAGCUGCUUUCGCACGAGAGUGACGCUGUUCGCCGCAAGCAUGACAAAAAAUUCGAACCCAGCAUCUUGAACAGCGCUGUUUACAUUAUUGCAAUGUGCAUGCAGAUUUCAACCGUGACUGUCAACUACCAGGGUCGUCCAUUCAUGCAGGGACUUUCUGAAAACAAGCCUCUGCGGAUUGCCAUCAUGAUUUCCUUUGGUAUCAUCGUGGCUACCGUGUCUGGACUGUUCCCCGAGGUCGCCUCGGGCCUGCAGAUUGUCGAGUUUGAUGCCGAGUUCCGAGCGAAACUGAUCGGCGCGCUGGUGGUGGACCUGGGCGUCACGUUCUCUCUCGAUCGUCUCCUUGGCGCGAUUUUCAACCGGAACGUCCCUCGCUUCGUCACCUAUUAAACUCUAGCGCGUGUUGUUUGGUGUUGUCUUGUCACAGUACAUUUUGGUUUGGAUUUGA